This is a messenger RNA of Suillus fuscotomentosus, 963 nucleotides long. RefSeq lists its product as uncharacterized. Bases 1 to 963 code for a protein of 320 amino acids. The transcript is spliced from 6 exons. NCBI's taxonomy places the organism in Eukaryota, Fungi, Basidiomycota, Agaricomycetes, Boletales, Suillaceae. The record is from RefSeq and is a predicted model, not a curated record.
AUGGCUCCCCACAGAACCACAUCUGGAGGGCGCAAAUACACUCACUCUUCGGCAAGCUUGAGGCUUGUCAAUAUUAAGGAAAAGGAGAAAGAGGAUAGAGAGUUUGCCAGGGCUGCGGUAAAGUCAAUUUUGAAGGAAGGAAAACGCAAACAUCACAGCGGUAAGAGGCGCACUCAUGAGGACACUCGAGAUGCUACGCUAGUGGUUCAAGAGGCUGGUUCAGGAGCUGAUUCACUGACCGCGGCAGAUUCAUAUGAUGAUGCUGCUGCUGCAGGCCUUGAAGGCCUUGAUGACAUGGGGAGUAUUGGGGGAGAUGCACGACUACGUUCUGACUCUGAUGUUAGCAUGGGUACCAAUAGCAUCCCCGCACCGAUUUCUACAGCUACAGCAACUACCUUGGCCCGUCUCGACACAUUCAAGACUGAAUUUCACCCUCAUAGUGGUUGCACUGAAACAGUCGAGAGCUUUUCCGUUUACAGGACUAGACCGGAGACAACACGAUCUGUCAUUGAUGAUGAGCCAUGGCAACCUUUUAGUUGCCGUGCAGAUUUUGAAUUCGCCAAACUUACGCACAAUGCUGCCUUGAGCAAGGAUCAAACCAACGACUUGCUCAAGCUCAUCUGGAGAGUAGCAGGUGGUCACACCAAGUUCACCUUCAAAACGCAUAACGAUGUGACGGCUGCAUGGACUAGGGCAUCUUGCCAAAUGACUCCUUUUGAAAAACACGUCUUACCUGUUGAAUAUAAGAAGGAAAACAUUGAGUACGAAGUAUAUUCACGACCGCUAUGGGACUGGGCAUUGGACCUCUUGGACAACCCUUUGCUAGCGCCACAUUUCGUCUGGGACACACAGCGAGUAUAUAAACACGACGGAGUUGGAUUUGAAUGCUUCUUCCAUAAGCCGUGGACAGGAGACCGCUGGUGGAACUUACAAUGGCUCAAAAAAGUGUCCCAAUGUUUGUAG